Messenger RNA from Saimiri boliviensis boliviensis (Bolivian squirrel monkey), 2999 nucleotides. Lineage: Eukaryota; Metazoa; Chordata; Mammalia; Primates; Cebidae. The record is from RefSeq and is a predicted model, not a curated record.
GCUGCUGCUGGAGCUGCUGCUUGUUUGAACUCUGAGAGCCCGGGGUAUUGUAUGUUUAUUUUCUAAAGGAGACGAUUCAUAAUUUGUGAUGCUAUAAAUCCUGAGGUUUAUGGAAAGGAUUCAUGACUGUGUAAUGGAGUUUUGUUGCUUGGGUAACAUGCAGGAGAGGAUGACCCUUUUGAUAUCAGCUGCACUUUGGGCCCAUGAUUUGGAGAAGUGAAGAGGUUUGAUGGGAGUUGAAGGAGCUGCAGGUCCAGCUUCUUCCCCAUGCCAGCAAGGGUGCUGAAAAUAUAAAGAAGAAUAGACCGUUCAUUCCUGAUGGCUUUUAGUCUAUACUAACAUAUUGUUUGUGAUGGCAUCUGAGACUGAAAAGACCCAUGCUUUACUGCAGACUUGUAGCACUGAAUCUCUUAUUUCCAGCCUUGGUCUGGGGGUAUUUUGCCUUGUAGCUGACAGACUUCUUCAGUUUUCCACAAUUCAGCAAAAUGACUGGCUUCGCGCUCUCUCAGAUAAUGCAGUACACUGUAUGAUUGGCAUGUGGUCAUGGGCAGUAGUCAUUGGAAUCAAGAAGAGGACUGACUUCGGAGAAAUCAUUUUAGCUGGAUUUUUAGCAUCUGUUAUUGAUGUAGACCACUUUUUUCUAGCUGGAUCCCUAUCUUUAAAGGCCGCUUUGACUCUUCCACGAAGACCUUUCCUUCACUGUUCUUCUGUGAUACCUGUUGUGGUUCUGACCCUGAAAUUUACUAUGCACCUUUUCAAGCUCAAAGACUCAUGGUGCUUUCUUCCCUGGAUGUUAUUUAUAUCCUGGACUUCACACCAUAUCCGAGAUGGGAUUCGUCAUGGUUUGUGGAUAUGCCCAUUUGGAAAAACUUCUCCGUUGCCAUUCUGGCUUUAUGUAAUAAUCACAUCAUCUUUACCUCAUAUCUGUUCAUUCGUUAUGUAUUUAACAGGAACCAGACAAAUGAUGUCUUCAAAACAUGGAAUUCGUAUUGAUGUCUGAGGUAACCACACGGCAGUCGUAGAGAAGCAAAUGGCUCAGAUGAUGAUAAUUAAGAGUAGCCACCAUUAAAAUUAAUUUUUAAAAACACAGGUGUUUAUAUUAUUUAAUUAUUAUAAUUCUGCUCUUGCUCAGGAAGCAUGUACAACUUUAAAAAAAUUAUACUUUUUAUUAUUCUAUUUCUCUCUUCUAUGACAACUCUAGUGCAAUAUUAGAGUUUUAUUUAUUCCAUGAUAUAUUUUUAUUGGUUUUUUUUCUGUUUAUCUGGCAUUACUAGUAGUUCUGUUAGAUUAACAUCCUGUUAAUUUUCUGGAAAUACACCUGAAAUUUGUCCAUUUCUUAAUGAAAAACAGCUCAUAUUUUAGGAUAACUAAUUUUUAAAGUGUUAACAUUGUAUUUGGAUCCACAUUUUCUUGAGAUAUUGAAAUAGUGAAAUUGCCAAAUAAAUGAUAUGAAUCAUUUAACUGAACAAAUGUAUAGUUAAUGCUAAUAUGUAUUUAUUUUCAUAAAUGUUGAUCCUGACUGGUUUAAUUUGCAGAAUGCUUUAUGAGUUAUGAUUACUGGCAGAAUCUUCUUCAGAGCACUUGUGACACAUCAUUAUAAUAUCCAGUAACUAACAUUAGAUCUAGCUUAUUUCAGAAAUUAAUUUAGGAAAUAAUUAUUAAAACAUGUUAGCUAUAGUAACACUUUACUGAAGUUGUAUUUUUUUAGUAUCUCUAGCCUAGAAUCUUGUGUGUUAGUGUUUUAACUGUUUUGAAAAAAAAAACUAAAUUUAAUAUUUGUUAAUAAAUAACUUUAAUAAAAUAUUGAUACUUGGAUCAUAACCAUAACAUUUUAAUUCACGUAAAAAAAUAAUGACCAGGAAUGUCAUUUCAAAUGUAAAUUCCUGAAUGUACCAUCAAAAUUGUUUUAGUUGCUAUCAGUUUGUUUAUAUACUAUUCUAAAACACUUUACGAGUUAAAUUUUUUUUUUAUCAUCCUGAUACUGAAAGACAGGAUAUAUUUUUUUCAAAAUAAAUUUUUAGGAAAUUUGCUUUUUCCUUUCUUCUUUCAGGUUGAUCUUCUAUUAAAAUGAUUCCUCUUUAGUAAAGAAGGAAAAUUUAGUUGCUAUACAUCUUAAAUUUGCAGUUUCAUGUUACUUUGAUACUCAAGUCAGUGACCUAAAGGUACCUGCUUUUCUUUUGGCAUAUGUGCCAUCUGUUGUCUUCAGAUUUUCUUACAGUUUUGUGAUUUAUAAUGCUGGUGAUUGUUGUGCCUUAUUCUCUGAGGAAGGGUGGAGGGUUCAUAAAGCAAUGCCUUAUCCACAGCAGAUUUUUUUGUAUAUUAAGUUAAACAGAAUUCUGUAAAUUAUUAUGAAGCUUCAAGCUCUUUAGGGGAGUUUCUUUCCUUGUUAACAAAUUGCUUGCAAUUUAUUAUAUUUUCAAUUGAUUAGAUACUACAGUCUACUUAUUAUUUUUCAAGAGUAAUUAUUGUAUAAGUUUGGUUGGUAUAAUAGUAUUAUAUAGGGGGAUAAAUUUGAUUAGAGAUUUUUUUAAGUAUCCAACUUCAGAAAUACAUGGAAAUAAAGUCUGUAUCUUGUGUAGCAAUUCCUGACUAAAUUAUAAAACCUUUUCUACUUUUUCUUUCUUCAUAUUAAACAAAUAAAUAUCAUUAAAAUAUAGGGCCUUAUUUAAGAAUGCUACAUAGCAACCAGACACGGUGGCUCACACCUGUAAUCCCAGCACUUUGGGAGGCCAAGGCAGAUUGGUAACUUGAGGUCAGGAGUUCGAGACUAGCCUGGCCAACAUGGUGAAACCACGUUUCUACUAAAAAUACAAAAAUUAGCCAGAUGUGAUGGCACACACCUGUAGUCCCAGCUACUCGGGAGGCUGAGACAGAAAAUGGCUUGAACCUGGGAGGCAGAGGUUGCAGUGAGCUGAGAUGGGGCCACUGCACUCCAGCCUGGAUGACAGAGGGAAACUGUCUUUAAAAGUAAAAAUAAAAAAUAAAAUAAACAAGAAUGC